AUGCCACAUAUCCAUUUAUGGAAUUUCUGGAAUUAUUUAGAAACCUUGUUGAGGGCGAGCAAACUUUCAAAACAGUUAUACGAUACGUUCCUAAUUCCUUACAAAGACUGCGGACAAAUAUUUCUUCAAAAAAAUGGGAAACUGAUAAGUUUAGACAUAACUGUAGACGGAACAAAUUCCGAAAAGUUUGAAGUUUCUCGAGGAGCAAAUACAAUUUCUUUUUCUACAUCAGAAGCAGUUGGCGAGAUGGAUAGCAAUGUUAGAGACAAAAUCUCAUCGAAUUCCAAUCCUCAAUGUCUCAUUCGGGAUGACACUAAUAGGCUCCACAAAGAUCAAACCAGAAAAGUUGAAGCUUUGACAGAACAACGACCUUUUGAAUCACCAUCUCCUCCCAUUAGACGAGAAAGGGAAUCUGAUCCUGGAAAAGGAGCCCUGAAAGACAUUCCCUCACUUCUUAAUCUAUUAAAAAGUAAUACUCGUUUUAAAGAAAUAAGCAGUGAUAAAGUCUUGUAUGAUCGUGAAAUUACAGAUUUCAUUGAAGUUUAUGGUAUUUCUAAUAAAGUCUACUUCUUUCUCGUAAGUACUGAUGGCGACAUCUUUUGGUUAGAAGACACUGCUGAUGCUAUCUAUAUAUGGUCUUGUAUAGAAAGUAGCAUGCAGUAUGUAGGACCAAACUUAAGAGAAGCUUUGAUAAACUAUCUUUUCCACCAGGAUAAUAUUUGUUAUAUCAUUGAAGAAACUCACGAAAUUAUAACAAAGCAACAACUCGAUCAAGAAAUUCGUGAAAGGGCAAAUUCAAUCGAG
Molecule: messenger RNA, 804 nt
Organism: Funneliformis geosporum
Lineage: Eukaryota; Fungi; Glomeromycota; Glomeromycetes; Glomerales; Glomeraceae
Source: the annotation of a GenBank genome assembly